Telopea speciosissima is the source of this 1602-nucleotide messenger RNA. RefSeq lists its product as uncharacterized. Bases 1 to 1602 code for a protein of 533 amino acids. Gene Ontology annotation, molecular function: DNA binding. Lineage: Eukaryota; Viridiplantae; Streptophyta; Magnoliopsida; Proteales; Proteaceae. The record is from RefSeq and is a predicted model, not a curated record. The transcript has a single exon.
AUGGUUAAACAAAGAGAUGAUUUGUGGAAGUAUGUAGAGGACUCAAAAGGCCGCUUCAAAUGCAACUUUUGUAACAAAGAGUAUGCGGGGGGUAUUUCAAGGGUCAAAUACCAUUUGUCUUGUCACAAAGGGCAUGAUAUUGGAAUUUGUUGCAAUGUGCCUGACGAUGUACAAGUUGAGGCACUUCGUGCACUAAGUAAGAAAGCUAAGACUGGGGAAAGUUCUACUGCAUGUAAUGUCAGUUCUUCACAAAACCCCAUAGAAAUAGGAAGACAAACUGGUCAACCUUCAAGGGUGCAACAACGAUCUGUUGAUGUAAUGUUUAAACAGAAAGAUAAAGAUGGAGUUGAUGAUGACAUGGCUCAACAUUUUAUUUUGAAUAACAUUGCCUUCAAUGUUAUUCAAACCCCUUUUUUUCAACAAAUGAUACGUUCUGUUGCUUGUUAUGGUCCAAGUUAUAGUAUACCUAGUUAUUCUACAUUGAGGACUAAGUUGGUGCAGAGGGCUAAGAAGAACGUUGAAGAAUAUGUUUCAACAGUUAAGGAGUCAUGGUCUCUUUCAGGAUGUACAAUAAUGUCUGAUAUGUGGACUGAUAUGAAGGAGCGUGCUUUUAUUAAUGUUAUUGCAUAUUCACCCAAGGGGGCUGUUUUUCUCAAAUCUUUUGAAUGUUCUGAUGCAUCCAAGACGGGGUUAUUUCUUAGAGACACACUUGAACCCAUAAUUGAAGAAAUUGGGCCAGAGAAAGUUGUUCAACUUAUCUCAGAUAAUGCUUCCAACUAUGGGGUUGCCAUAUCUUUAAUAAUGGAGAAAUAUCCUCAUAUUCAUAGGAUAAGGUGUGCUGCCCAUGGAGUACAGUUACUCUUGAAAGACAUAGAUUCACAAAUCCCCUGGGUCAAAGAGGUAUUUGAGAAGUCAAAACUGAUUAUUAGUUUUAUGUAUAAGCAUGGAACAGUCUUGGCCUUGAUGAGAGAAAGCACAGGAAACAAAGAGUUGAGAAAACCUUGCAAGACAAGGUUUGCAUCUAACUUUUUGAUGCUCAAGUCUAUUCUUGAAGUUGAGGAUUUCUUAAGAGUGAUGGUAGCAUCAGCAGAAUGGAGGAUAAAUAGGCAUUGCAGGUCUGAAUUGGGUGUGAUGGUCACUAAAAUAAUUCAGACUACAGAGUUUUGGCUUAAUGGGAGGGAUGUAUAUUCAAUUUUAGAGCCUCUUAUUAUAGUUCUUCGCUUGGUUGAUGGUGACGGAGCUACAAAUCCUUUUUUGUAUGAGGCAAUGGAAAGGGCAAGAAAUACUAUUAUACACCGUUGCAAUAACAACCCAGCAAAGUAUGAGAGGUUGUUGCAAUUGUUUGAUAGUAGAAAAGAGGCAAAUAUAUUACAUCCUGUGCAAGUUGCUGCUGCUUUUCUUAAUCCUUGUCUAAUUUAUGAGGGAAAAAUUUCAUACAACCAGAAUGAUGUGCAAAGGGCAAUGAUCUAUAUCACAAAGAGCAUGGUUCCUCCGAAUGAGAAGAAACAAUUUGGCAAAGAAAUAAAUGUUUAUUUGGACAAAGAAGAAAUGCUAUUUCAUGACCUCUCAUUGGCAAUGAUUGAUUGUCAUCCACGUAAGUAA